UAUAAAUGAGUUGAACAUAUGUACGACGUCAGACGAACUGCUUCUCCACAAGUACUUGGAAUUCUGAGCGAGAGAGAGUUGAAUCAAUUGGAGGAAUGUGGAUUUGAUCCAAACAGGAUGAAAAUCAUCAACUUGCGUAGAAGUCCAAAUCUGUUCACCACGGUUCGAUUCUUGCUCAUAUUAGGGUUCCUUUUCUCGCAAUCAAGCCCUACAGCUCUCGCCAAAUCUCGCCGUCCAGUCACUGAUGCUGAAACCAAGCAGAAGAAGCAGGAGUGCUACACUGAUAUUGAGAGCGGGUUGUGGGGUUGGAACUGCAAAUCUUCAGCUAUCGAAAAGGAAAACUGUGCCCUACGAUGUCUUUCUCCUACUUGUUAUGAUCUAGUAUAUGGCAGUGAUCCGCUCGAGGAAGGAGAGAAGGACCUUGCUAGGAGUCAAGAGUAUAAGUAUUGUAUCUAUAAGUUGUCAAUGGGGGAGAGUUUGGAGGGUAUUAAGGGCUCAUUUGACUACUGAUUUCUGUCUGUACUCCAGAGAUCUAUGUUAUAAUUGAAUGCACACCAUUAACUAACUGUGUGGUGUUUCAUUAUGACCAGUUCUUCUGUUCAAAAUCUAAGGUACAAAUCCAGUCCCUAAUUCUUCUUCUUUUUCUUCCUCCAUUCUUUUAUUUACAAGAAAAAAAAAGGGAAAUAUGAUAUGAUAACACUUUACAGUAUCAACGAAAAUCUUGAAAUGGGAAGCACAGGAACUUAUACAAA
Momordica charantia (bitter melon) is the source of this 752-nucleotide messenger RNA. RefSeq lists its product as uncharacterized. The record is from RefSeq and is a predicted model, not a curated record. Lineage: Eukaryota; Viridiplantae; Streptophyta; Magnoliopsida; Cucurbitales; Cucurbitaceae.